AUGGAAGCUGCGUCGUUGUCGGUCUCGAUUUGCACCGCUCGUGCGCUGUAUGGCCAGAAAUCCUUCACAUUUUCCAACUACAGCUUGAGCAUUGGAUUGGGUCCUGGCGAAUUUAUCAGGUCCCAGACCUUCAAUGUUGGAGGGUUUGACUGGUCAAUCAGAUACUACCCUAAUGGAGCCAACCAUGGCUAUAGAGAAUACAUCUCAGUGUUUCUUGAGCUUAUGACACCAGGUGCUCAGGUUAGGGCAAAUUUUUCUCUCAGAAUAUUGGCUGGACACACCCAACCUUCAGAGACAUGUUUGAUCAAUCAAGAGGACAGUAGGGUAUACACCUAUGGCUGGGAGAAGUUCAUUGGAAAAACAGCUCGGGAAUCAUCAGCUGAACUGAUGGUGCUUAACAGCAUCACGAUUGACUGUGACAUCUUUGUUUUGACCGAAAGACCAUUGGUAUCAGGAACACACCAUGUGUCCCCUGCAGCUAGGACACCAUCCUCAGAGUCGUUCUACAAUGACUUUGCAAGGUUGCUGGAGUCACAGGAAGGAGCUGAUAUCACUUUCCUUGUCAAAGGAGAGGCCUUCCCUGCACACCAGGUGGUGCUCAUUGCGCGAUCCCCGGUCUUUGCGGGCACUGCUUCAGGGUGA
Molecule: messenger RNA, 642 nt
Organism: Oryza brachyantha (malo sina)
Lineage: Eukaryota; Viridiplantae; Streptophyta; Magnoliopsida; Poales; Poaceae
Product: BTB/POZ and MATH domain-containing protein 4-like
Exons: 1
Coding region: 1-642 (213 amino acids)
Biological process (GO): protein ubiquitination
Molecular function (GO): protein binding
Source: RefSeq, a predicted model, not a curated record